AUGGAUAUGUAUCAUUUAUCCAGGCUAUUAAAAGUCAUGCUAGAUGAAAAUUUGGCCCAAGCAGAAGUUGAAGGGGUACAUAAAGCAAAAUUAUAUACCAUCGGAAUACGACAAUUUCAGAAAGUUGUACGAAUAUAUAUUUAUGGAAAAACAUGA
Messenger RNA from Entrophospora candida, 156 nucleotides. The record is from the annotation of a GenBank genome assembly. NCBI's taxonomy places the organism in Eukaryota, Fungi, Glomeromycota, Glomeromycetes, Entrophosporales, Entrophosporaceae.